Schistocerca cancellata (South American locust) is the source of this 1317-nucleotide messenger RNA. RefSeq names its product translation initiation factor IF-2-like. The record is from RefSeq and is a predicted model, not a curated record. NCBI's taxonomy places the organism in Eukaryota, Metazoa, Arthropoda, Insecta, Orthoptera, Acrididae. The transcript is spliced from 6 exons. The coding region runs from base 1 to 1317 and encodes 438 amino acids.
AUGUUCUGUGUUCGGUUUUGUACGGGUGCUCUUGUGGGUAGUCGGCUCUCGCCUUUCAGUCGAAGACGUCGAAGCAACCAGCCAUCGCCUCUGGUGCGCCAGAUCGUGUUCUGGCAGUUAAGAAGACAGUUUGGUAAGCUGCGGCCGCGCCCAUUGUAUUACAAUCAACCUUCACAAGGUCCCCGCCGCGGCCACGCCCUGCCGCCCGCCGCCCGAAUUACCCUCCCACUCACACCGCUCCGCGGCCGACACCAUUGUCUGCUGCCGGUGGUGGGCACCUUCCCACGCUCCUCUCGGACGGCGGUGCAGCAGCAAGGGCACGGCGUUCCUCGUGUAGAAGUAACUCAGCCGCGUUCGGUGCGGCUGCGGGGAGAGUUGGCAGGCCUGGAGCGCGGGUGGUCGCCCGCAAAGGCUGGUUUAUUGCGGUCGGCGCGCCGCGCACCCCGUUGCUUCCGAUUAUCCGGCGGCCUCUCCGCGCCGCGCUGCGCGGCUUUGUCUGCGCGCCUAAUGCGGCCGUCCGCAGGCCCGCGCCUAUUCUUCGGGGACCGCCCGGAAGCACGCAGCACGCGGCACGCAGCCGCCUCUGUGUUAGACGCUGCCGCCACCCCGCCCUCACCGGCAACGCCGCUGCCACGGCUGAAACGUCACAGAUUUAGCCCUGAAUCAGCACGGCGCCCGGCGCUGCGAGCGAGCCGUGUCGACGGCAGCAGACCAGUGACCCUACGACGGGGCGGAGGGACCCCUGAUACGGCGACGUCGACUAACGAGGCAGCCGGCGCCCCUCGGCUCCAUUCUUCGCUUCCUCCCAGCAGCCACAAUGGCCAACGCGGCGCCAGCGUGCGUGCGAGUGGGGCCCGGAAGCGGCUCGUCGCGUCGCGGCUGCAAUUACGGCGCCACCUGCGACCAGCUUCUGCUCCAGCUGCAUCGCCGCUGCCACCGCCGCUGGCCAACAAUGACGGACACUGUAUCCCGGAGAGCCUAAAAUUUCGAGCUCGCCGAGCCGUGCGUGGGCGGCAGGGCGCCGCGAGCCAAACCACGUCACGCCACGCGCAGGCGCUGGCAGUUCCGACGCGACUGUUGCCGGAGCCGAGACAAUCUGGACAUCCGUUCCGGACAGGUGGGGGCGGGCGAGCCGCACCAAGCGAGCCGGCUGUGAACAGCGCUCCCGCCGCGCCGUGUGAAGAAUGUAAUUGCCGGCCCGCGCCCAGUCGCCACCGCGGCCGCUGCGGCGGCGCCGCUUCCUCGCGGCCCGAGCCGGCGGAAGCGACCGCCCUUACGCCGCGGCUGUGGCGCGCGCCAAUUUGCAAGUGUAAUUAA